AUGACAAGCCUCAGCGUUCUGGACAGCGAUGCUGUUCCACAGACGAUGUCUCCGCUCUUCACUCGACUCCCAGCGGAGCUGAGGCUGCGGGUAUACACUUUUGUGUCCGUGGGCUGUCAAGCAACAGUCUGGUUUGACGGCGAGUUCGGCGAGAAAUGGCGGGCCUGGCGGUCGUGGGGGCGCAGGGAGAGACUUGCGAAAGACGGGCAGUGCUGCUAUAACCAUUCUGGAGGAGGCUUCGCGCUGCUCAUGACCUGCCGCAUGGUCUACAUCGAGGCCUUCCAGACAUACUGGUCAGAGACGGCCCUGAGCGUGACACGUAGCCUGCAAACCUCAGGCUGGUAUCGUGGAUGUGAGCUGCAGCAAGUCUGCGCUCGCCUCCCUGUUGCGAUCAAGGCAAACCUAGGCCACCUCCGAAACACCAGGCUGCCAAGAAUCGAGAACGACACGCCGACUGACGAUGAUACCAUCUGGGCCCCAACCCUCCUCGAGCAGUUCCCGAGGCUGGUGACCUGCGCGUUCCACGGUUGGCCCCCGUUGCCCAAAGUGAGAGAUCCGCCGUACACUUCGGGGUUACCUGACAGCGGAAAUGUUGCUUCGGUCUACCGCGGAGUCGGCCCCUUCCAUUUGAAGGACGGAGAGAGCCCCAAGGCGUACCUCGAGCGCAGAUUCGGCAUCCAGCAGUCUUGCCGUAUCAUAUUCCUCUCAACGACAAGAGGUUUUCCGCGCAAAGACCCUCCCAAGCGCUAUGAGCAACGCUAUCAGUACUUUAACUACGCCACGGGGUUGGUCUUUCAGACCACCACUCCCCCGCCGUAUGGGGAUGGCUUCGAGGAAAUCCUGAGAGCAGAGAAAGGUUCGGAGUGGAGUUACGAACGGUACUAUGAUUGA
Diaporthe citri is the source of this 891-nucleotide messenger RNA. RefSeq lists its product as uncharacterized. The transcript has 2 exons. The coding region runs from base 1 to 891 and encodes 296 amino acids. The record is from RefSeq and is a predicted model, not a curated record. Lineage: Eukaryota; Fungi; Ascomycota; Sordariomycetes; Diaporthales; Diaporthaceae.